Penicillium macrosclerotiorum is the source of this 2562-nucleotide messenger RNA. RefSeq names its product beta-glucosidase. The coding region runs from base 1 to 2562 and encodes 853 amino acids. Gene Ontology annotation, biological process: glucan catabolic process. The transcript has 3 exons. The record is from RefSeq and is a predicted model, not a curated record. NCBI's taxonomy places the organism in Eukaryota, Fungi, Ascomycota, Eurotiomycetes, Eurotiales, Aspergillaceae. Gene Ontology annotation, molecular function: beta-glucosidase activity.
AUGCGCUCAGCCAACUCCUUCCGCCUGAUUUCUAGUCUGGUGUUUUUAGCCAGUGUAGAAGCCCACAGAACUAAGAUCGAUGCUUUGAUUACAGCUCUAACACCCCAAGAGAAGAUAUCUCUUGUUCAUGGUGCGAACUAUGCUGGAAGCGAGAAUUAUGCUGGAUAUGUCCCAGGAAUACAGAGGCUGGGGAUCCCAGCACUUCAGCUGGCUGAUGGAGAGGCGGGAAUCAAUGGAGUUCAAGAUGCCACUGCAAUUCCUAGCCAAAUAAACGUUGCUGCUACCUGGUCUAGGUCAAUGGCGAAGGCCGCCGGCCAUGUCACUGGGUUAGAAGCGAGGCUUUUGAAAGCAGGAGUGGCCUUGGCUCCACGCGUCAAUCUCCUCCGAGAUCCUUUUACAGGCAGUUCUUGGCAGAGCUAUUCGGAAGAUGCCUACUUGAAUGCGCAACUAGGCGCGCAGGGUGUCCAAGGCAUUCAGGCAGAAGGAAUAAUGGCCAAUACCAAGCAGAUCGGCCCCUCUAGCAGUGGUGCAAGUUCUGGAGACACAAAUUCCCAAGUGGAUCUCCAGGUACUUCAUGAGAUUUACUGGCAGCCCCAUGAGGUCUUGGUCUAUGCUGGAGUUGCUACUAUGAUGUGCUCAUACUCCCAGGUCAAUGGCAUACCCGCCUGUCAGUAUGAAGAGCUACUUAACCGUACUGUGCGCGGGGAUUUCAAUUUCACGGGAAUCGUCAUGAGUGACUGGGGCGCAACGCACUCGACAGCCCCAAGUAUCAAGGCAAGCCUGGACUGGGAAAUGGGUUCGAGAACCUACUAUACCACACCUCUAUACAACGAUAUUUAUGUCCAUGGGAAUCUUUCUGAGGGGUACUUGGAUCGUGCGCUGUAUCACAUUCUCUCCACAUAUGAUCGGUUUGGGCUUAUUGGGCAGAACCUGACAGCACUGGAUUUGAUUCCCAAUCCACUACCGGCAAAGGUGGUUGAACACUCAGCAGCAGUCGCUUAUGACAUUGCUUGUCGAUCUGGCAUUCUGCUGAAGAAUAAGGGCGACCUACUACCCCUCUCCAAGAGUCUUUCUAAGUUCGCAGUCAUCGGGCCGGCCGCUUUUCAGUAUAAUCAUGGAGCAGGAUUUGCCGAGAGGGCAUAUGGGAUACCCUCACGGCUAAAGAGUGCCUUGAAUGCUAUUCAAGAGCUUACUGGUAACGACCAUAUCCAAACAGCAAUUGGGGUUGACGUCCACGGGACUCUCAUCCCUGCAAGUUCUUUGCAACAGGAAGAUGGAACCCCUGGAAUGCUUCGAACAAACUCGGAGGGAGAAACAUCCCUUGAUCCAGAUAUCAAUUUUUCUGGAAGUUCAGCGUUGCCAGGGAAUAGCUCCUAUUCCUGGGCUGGCUUCCUGAAGGCAAAUGAAGACGGAUAUUAUCGUUUGUCUUUGCAACGUCGGUUUUCCCGCGCCGGCGGCAGACUCAAUGAUUCAGACUACUUGAGUGUAUGGGCUGUCGAGGUCCUCACUGUCAACGGAACCGUGUUUGACGGGUUUCGACUCCUUGGAGAUGGAGGAGCUCGCCCUUGGAGUUCUCCUCUUGCCUCCAAAGACGGGUGGGAUGAAGUCGGCACAGAUGUUUAUCUAAGCGCUGGCCUCCACAAUAUCACUGUGAGCGUUACGAACGUCUUCGAUGACCCUGUAGAAGUCCGUCUAAAUUGGGUGACUCCAUCCCAACGAGAACAAAAUUUUCAAGCGGCUGAGAAGAUUGCGUCGGAUGUGGAAGUCCCCAUAGUCUUCGCACACACCAAUAGCCCCUCCGACGUGGGAAUGGAACUGAUACACGGUUUUAAUGAACUCAUUUCACGAGUUGCCACGGUGAAUCCCAGGACAGUAGUUGUGCUCAAUAACGCUGAUCCGGUUCUCAUGCCAUGGCUUGAGCAAGUUUCGUCAGUCCUCUGGAUGGGAUACCCCGGGCAGGAAGGGGGUCGUGCCACCGCGUCGCUCCUUUUCGGGGACUGCAAUCCUCAGGGAAAACUCACAAUCACAUAUCCGCAGUCAGUCAAUGACACAGUUACUAGAAACCCAAAGUAUCCAGAAAGGAUGGCGACAGAAAGUGGCACAGCCAUCUUCUCCGAAGGCAUCAACUCUGCUUAUAGGUGGUAUUUAAGCACGCAAACUAACGUCCUCUUUCCUUUUGGCUAUGGCUUAUCAUAUACCACGUUCAAAUAUAAGAAUCUUGCCAUCGAGAAAGCACCUAGUGGUGGAUUCAAAAUAUCGAUCGAAAUCAAGAACACUGGCUCCCGUAAUGGAGUUGAUAUUCCCCAGCUUUACCUUGGCCCCCCAGAGAAUUCAAGCUCCAAAUACCCAGGAGUUCAAUUUGCGGUCUCAACUUUGGUUGGCUUUGAAGAUGUUGAAGUUCUCGCAGGGGCCACGAAAACUGUCAGCUUUUUCAUAACAGAGCGACAGCUCAGUUUCUGGAGACCUACGGAUCGAUCUUGGGUCCUAGGGCGUGGAACUCGAUCUAUAUGGGUUGGAACUAAUGCUGUACGCAAGGAUCUAGUAGGCAAGCUUGAUGUUUGA